GGCCGCCGCCGCCACCGCCGCCGCCGCCGCUGCCGCCGCGCGGGAGUCGCUGUCCGCGGAGCCGACAUGCAGGCGGCGCGGGGCGGCGCGGGGCGGCCGGGCCGGGAGGGCAGCGGGCGGGAGCGCCAGCGCCAGCGGCCGCCGGGCGCGGGAGCCGCGUCCCCCUGCGCCGCCCCGGGCCGGCCGGCCAGAGGAGCCGCCAUGCGCCCCGGGCCGCCCCGCGCCGCUCUCCGCCUGUGGCUGGGCUGCGUCUGCCUCGCGCUGGUGCAGGCGGACAGCCCCUCGGCCCCCGUGAAUGUCACUGUCAGGCACCUCAAGGCCAACUCCGCAGUGGUGAGCUGGGACGUCCUAGAGGAUGAGGUCGUCAUUGGAUUUGCCAUCUCUCAGCAGAAGAAGGACGUGCGGAUGCUACGCUUCAUUCAGGAAGUGAACACCACCACCCGCUCAUGCGCCCUCUGGGACCUGGAGGAGGACACCGAGUACAUUGUGCACGUGCAGGCCAUCUCCAUUCAGGGCCAGAGUCCGGCCAGCGAGCCCGUGCUCUUCAAGACCCCACGCGAGGCAGAGAAGAUGGCAUCCAAGAACAAAGAUGAGGUGACCAUGAAGGAGAUGGGGAGCAGCCAACAGCUGCGGACCGGCGAGGUGCUCAUCAUCGUCGUGGUCCUGUUCAUGUGGGCUGGCGUCAUUGCCCUCUUCUGCCGCCAGUAUGACAUUAUCAAGGACAAUGAACCCAAUAACAACAAGGAGAAAACCAAGAGCGCGUCAGAAACCAGCACACCAGAGCAUCAAGGGGGAGGUCUUCUCCGCAGCAAGACCGAGAGCCAUCGCAGAAGCCAUGGGGCAGGGUCAUGGCUGCCAGCAAGCUUUUUCUGGAUCCAGCCAUCACGGACUUGUUUGUGGUGCGAUGCACAACUCGGCGAGUGUGUGAGAUGUUCUGUUUUGUCUCUUUUGGAAAACAUGACUGAAGGGCUUCACUAGAGAGGGCAAAGGAAUGCUCCAAGCUGAUUGCCUGCAGCCUCCAUCUUCUUUGGCCCUUAUUCGACUGUUAAGACGAAGUGGGAAAGAGACCUGGGAGAAGUUACUGGCCCCAUUUCUUUAGGAUGAGUCUCUUGGAGUUGGAACAAUGCUGGGUUAUGCAACUAAAAAGGUAUGUCCAUGUGGGACAUCCUGGGGGCUACUGAGUCACCUGCUCUGGAGUGGAAGGUGCUGGAAGACAGGCCUGAGCCAUCACCGUGGAAAUCAGAGCAGCCCUGGCCUCUGGGGUCUCCGUAUCUUGCCAUCUCAUCCAGGGUUCUGGGAAAGCUACCCGGGGUCCUCAUGUCCUUCCCUAGAGCCUGAGUGGUGUGAGGUGUCCAGUCUCUCUCUCCACUGCCCCUUUCUGGUAAACAAAACAAAACAAAACAAAAUGGUGCUUGAUAAGGGAAGGCAGACUCUUCCCUCGGACUGACAAGUGAUGGCUGCUGAACGCCUGCAUGGGAAGAGCUGGACCUCUGUGUCUUCCGUUGGUGGCUAAGGACAGGCGUGUGGGAGGACUGCGCCUAGCACAAGCCUGGCACACAGUAGGCGCUCAGGGAAUACCUGUUGAACUGAAUGUUACGAGCAGUGGCCCCCAGCCAGAGAGCUGAAAGCCAUCACCCAAUGACCGCCCCUUCCUUCCGGUCUAUAAGAGCUCUCCCGGCUAGGUCAGCCACCACUCUAUUUGGCCCCGACGUGGCAGCACAGGGAGGGAGGAGAGACAGGAUAAAAGGCAGAUGUCAGCAAUACUAAGGGCUUCCUCAUGGAAGGGCAUGAGGCUCCACUCAUUGUCUUGUGACUUCCAUCCCUGCUGAAUGGGGCUGCAAGGCCAAGGCUCCUUAGUGGAGAGGUCCUUACCUCUGAUCCAGUUAGAGCAAUAACCUCUUUUUAAAUGUAAAAUAAAAGACAAAUGAAAAGGCACAUCCUUGUCUUCUGGUAAAUGCCCAAAUGUUGCCCUCUUUUUCUGGCAAUUGGCAGCAAGUCAGGAUGUGUGGAGGAGGGAGUCAGUUCUCUCUCCAUUUUGGCCUGCAGCUUCUUAGGGACAUGCCUGCCAGCCAAGCUGGAGCUGGAAGGGAAAUCUCGAACAGAUGGGGGUGCACGUGUAGGAGGAGAAAAUAGCUCCUCCAUCGUCCUAUUACCGAGGCCCCCAAAUCCAAGCUCAGGCUGCCUCGCUGCACAGGUACGCGGGCUGGUGCUCAGUUUUUAGAACGAAGGGUUUUCCCCUCUGGGUGGGGCUGGGUGUUUUCCCUGACCAAAGGAAUGCAGUUUUGGUUUCUCCCCAGGGUGAGGAAGGAAGGGAAGAGAUCUGCAGAAGCUGCUGGCGGCAGCUCAGUAGUCCCAGCAUGCUGUUUGGGGCGGUUAAAGGAACAUCAUCAUUCGGAUCCCAACAGCAGGCUGAAAGGUAGAGUGAUGAUGUCAUUAGCCAAUGAGCAAACGAAUAAAUGGGAUACCUCGAACACUCCUGCCCAGAGCCAGCAAGAGCUGGAGAGGAGAGGUCAGGUGAGGGGGACUUAGGGUGGACUCUUCUGGAGGGUUUCGAGAGGAGGAAAGCCAAGUCUUAAAGGCUGGGUGGGAAAGGGGAAAUCUAUUGGCACCCAGAACUCUAAACCACACCCGAGAAAGGUACUUGGCCAGGCCCCCUGUCCUGUGUGCCUGUCUAGUGCCAUGUGGCGGAGAAGCCCCUAAGUCUGCGCCAGGUCCAGAGACAGCUGUGGGGGGCCAGGGAUUUACCAGGGCCUCUAGCACCUCCGCUGAGGGCCUGAGGGAGACGGGAGAGGAGUGAACACUUCUGGUUUAAACCCCAUUCACUGUGGUUACCUCCCUAAAACCCCAAGUUCCACAACGGAGCUUUUCUUGGACCAGCUAUCAUGCAGAGAACCCUAUAGCUAGGACUUAGAAUGGGGACCCCUCUUCACCACCUAGACCCGCAGAUUCCUCACAGCUUGGGAUGGGUGUAGGCAAGUUCUUGGACACUGAGAGGCCUGACCUGCAGGCCACGCUUGGCCAGACGAGAGGCAAGGCCUGCCUUGUCACCGAGUGACCCCUCGGGCCAGCUACUUCUCUGGAGGGUGCUCCUUGUGAAGAACAGGAUUCCAGAGCCCAGCUACCACCUGGAGUAGGAACCAGGGGGCUUCCUCCUUGGGAACAAGAGGGAAGCCUCAGGGUCGGGCAGAGGAAAAAGUGUGGUGUUUCCGUGUGGCAGGAGUCCUUUCCUCUUCCUGAUCCUGUCCAUUCAACCCAGGCUUUUCAGGGUGGCCUCAUCUGUAAUCCACUUUUAAGAUCUCAAAUUCAGCUCUUUACAAAAAUACGUCCUAUCAUACCAUUGCAAUCAUGUGACAUUUCAGACUGCUGUGUUCCUUCUCACCCUCUUUAAACCUAUUUGAGUUUUUGGAUUUUGCUUUUAAGUGGUCUCCAAGAAUGAACUGCUUCCGUAACUGGGACACACCCCCUGGCUCCAGCCCCACCAAACUCCAUCAGCACUAGAUUCCCUAACCCUCAAGUGUCACUUGAAGCUAAGUCAAAGGAGAUCCUCAUACACGAAUAGUUCCUUAAUGAUAACGGUAACGAUUCAGGACUACCACAUGGAGUGUUUUACAGGUUGUCCAAAAGAUGACAUUCCACCCCCCUUUCAGAGGGUGCUGGGGAGGCUCAGAUCUUCUGUCUGUGGCAUGUUCCAGUUGUCACUGGGGGAGGACAGGUGGAGAGGACUGACAAGGCAGGCGCUUGUUCAUUAAGGAAUUCCACCACUGACCAGCUAGCUGAUACUUCCUGUGACAAGUGGAAAUUUUUUUUCGUGACAGGUGCUCUGACAUACGAAGGAAGCAAGCAUACCCCAGAAUCAGCGCAGGAAUAACUGUUUUCCCUUAGAAAAGCAGGACAACACAAAGUAAAGCAGCAAUCCCUGCUUUCUAGUUUUAGGUGGCUGGGUUUUUUUUUUUUUUCUCUUCCUGUAAAAGCUCAAAACAGGCUAGAAAAUGACCCCAUUCUUUUGAGAGAAGGUCCAUUUCUCCUCCUCCUCACUUUCCAUAACAUAAAACGAACUAAGGGUGAGGAAUACCACCACUUCGGAGAAUGCAGCCUGGUCUCCGACACCUCUGCUGGCCGCAGUAACACCUUGCUGAAAAGGAAAUAAGCAACUACCAGACAAAAGGCUUUCUACCGGACAGAAACAAAAUGAUACGUACAGGUCCAGAGUACCUCUGAAUGAGACAGCAUCAAAUAGCUGAGUAUUUAGCAAAUCUGUACUGAAGCUUUUGCCUGGACUGUAGAAUAUCCAUUAGACAAAAGUUACCUCACAGCAAGACAGAGAGCCUGUCCAAACAUGUUGCUACUUAUUUUCUCAGCAUGAGUGGAAAUUUUAAAAGCAUUGGUUAAUACAGGUGACAAGCUUUUAUUGCCUUCACCCUGUCUCCUGGGGUCAGUCUAAGCUCAGGUUCACAAAAGGGAUCUAAGAAACGUCACGUCCCCCACAUCUACCUACACUUACUCCACCUUCAUCCCAGCUCGCAGGAGCAGUCAGUUUCUGGAGAAGUUGGAUUAAGAACCACCAUCAAGUCUGUAUGACCAGUGGUGGGUCCCCUAUCCCUUUCAAAGGGAGAAUGCCCUGGGGUAAAGCUUGAGUGAGGCAGACAGAGGUCAAUUGCAUGGCCACGGGAAGGAAUGGAAGGCAGUGCCUUGUCUGAUCAGGCUGAGCCAUCUCCCCCUCUGCAGAAACAGCAGCACCGUGAUAUUUCAGGCUUUCCCUGUGUCAGGCUCCUGACAUGCACUAUAUGUAGCUGCAAAUCCCAAUCAAUUUCAACAUUUCUUAACUGCUGGAAGGCCUUUCUCAACACUGUAAUUUACCCUCAAAAGAACAGGGAGCAUGCACCCUCGCCUCCCCAGUACCGCAUUUCUACUAACUGCCACCCCCGCCCAGACCCCACUAACCUGCCUACGCAAGAAGAGGAAGAAACUGCCUUCAAAGCCUGCAACAGACAGCCACAGUACAUAUGCCACAAAAAGAACUUUUAUUUCUCUUUAAUGACAUUAAACACAACUGCUACAAGGGAAAAAACAUGAUAAAGAGGAGGCACCAAACUUUAGUUUUGUAAUUGAUCCUCACAACUCCAGUCCCUUAAGCCUGCACAAGCUUACUGCAGGCUCUUAUGAAUAAACUACAUAAACAGCAUGUUUUAACUCUGUCAAGACCUCUAUGGUGAGAAUGUCGUCAUGAACCUCAUGAAAGAAAAAAGUUAGCUAGGCAGUUAAGUGCACGUAACCCUUACUCAAAUAAAAUACAGCAAGAACUCAUGAACUACUAGACUGAGAACCCAACACCAAGUAUGAGAUAGGAACCUUUAAAAACAGAUUAAAACUCCAGAUUUUACCUACUACCAUCUUCAAGGCAAACAUGCCUAAUACUGAGUUUUCUUUGGCUUUUUUUUCCUUCUUAAAGAAUACCAAGUGUUAACCGCUAGAGAACAGUUCUCUCCUCCCCCAGUCCAACAGAUUUAAUUAAGCUGCUAACGCUUUGGAAAAACAGAAUUAUUUGAGCAAAGAGGAAAUGUGAUUGUCACAUUUUCUAGUUAACCCGUCACUCAUUUGGGAAAGGCAAUGCUGCCAUUACACAUUCAGACUUAAACCCUCCUUUACCAGGAAUGCAGGAACAUGAGCUUAAGCAAAAUGCUGUCCUUCGCUCCUUGGGUUCCCCACUCUGUGGGGAACUAGACAGCUACAACACUAGUUAUUCCUGCUACAACUAAUUUUUAUUAUGCUAUGGUUCCAAAGGUAGAUGUCUGCUUAUCUUACUCCAUCAUGCUAACUGAGGGAAACCUGGAGAAGUGACUAACGCAGUAAAUGUCCAUUAUGCCUACUGAAAUCACACAUUUUGACUCUUGCCUUUGAACAGAACUUCUCUGCAUUUGGUCCCAGAUUUUAAACCCAAUGUUCAAGAAAGAGAAUCCUCACCUACAUAAAAACAGUAAACACUUGGGGAUGUCCCUCUAAGAUGAUCGAUGGCCUGAAUGACCAAACCUUUCCCAAGUCAGUUUCUAAAGCAGGGUAGGGUGUUUAAGAUGGGUUUCUCACAUACAAAGGUGGGGCUGAUGAAAACAAAACCAGACAAGAGGCAGCUAGCCAGUACCACUGGUGGCGCUACAGCAACCGUGUGUCCAGCCUUCACGGAGGGUGGCCAUCA
Mustela erminea (ermine) is the source of this 6190-nucleotide messenger RNA. RefSeq names its product fibronectin type III domain containing 5 (gene FNDC5). Gene Ontology annotation, molecular function: protein binding. The transcript is spliced from 6 exons. The coding region runs from base 67 to 978 and encodes 303 amino acids. NCBI's taxonomy places the organism in Eukaryota, Metazoa, Chordata, Mammalia, Carnivora, Mustelidae. Gene Ontology annotation, biological process: positive regulation of brown fat cell differentiation. The record is from RefSeq and is a predicted model, not a curated record.